Lucilia sericata (common green bottle fly) is the source of this 1493-nucleotide messenger RNA. It is a transcript of the gene Trxr1, whose product is annotated as thioredoxin reductase 1, mitochondrial. The coding region runs from base 30 to 1493 and encodes 487 amino acids. Gene Ontology annotation, biological process: cellular response to oxidative stress; glutathione metabolic process; cell redox homeostasis. Gene Ontology annotation, cellular component: cytosol; mitochondrion. The record is from RefSeq and is a predicted model, not a curated record. Gene Ontology annotation, molecular function: flavin adenine dinucleotide binding; glutathione-disulfide reductase (NADPH) activity; thioredoxin-disulfide reductase (NADPH) activity. Lineage: Eukaryota; Metazoa; Arthropoda; Insecta; Diptera; Calliphoridae. The transcript has a single exon.
UUACUUUAAAAAUAUAUAAAUUAUUAAAAAUGUCAAUUGUUCCACAUUUUGAUUUCGAUAUAAUAGUCAUUGGUGGUGGCUCAGGAGGAUUAGCUUGUGCCAAGGAAGCAAACGAAUUGGGCGCUAAAGUAUUGUGUAUCGAUUAUGUUAAGUCAACACCUAAAAACACCAGCUGGGGUAUAGGCGGUACAUGUGUGAAUGUAGGUUGUAUACCCAAGAAAUUGAUGCAUGAAGCAGCUUUACUAGGUGAAGCCAUACACGAUGCCACUUCAUAUGGUUGGAAGAUAACCAAUGAAGAAGAUAUCACCCUAAAUUGGAACAACCUUGUAACGGAAGUGCAAAAUCAAAUAAAAUCUACCAACUGGAUUAUUCGAGUAGAAUUGCGUACCAAAAAUAUAAAAUAUCUUAAUGGAACAGCAUCAUUUAUCGAUAAUCAUACCAUUCAAGUGAAAAUGAAAGAUGGCUCACAAGUGAAACACACUGGUCACUAUAUUGUUAUAGCAGUGGGUUUACGGCCAGUGUAUCCAAAUAUACCAGGCGCUCGAGAGUAUGGUAUUACCAGUGAUGAUUUGUUUAGUUGGCCUAAACCACCGGGUAAAACUUUAAUUGUGGGUGCUGGUUAUAUAAGUAUGGAAUGUGCCGGUUUUUUGCGUUUAUUUGGUUUUGAUGUUACCGUUAUGGUAAGGGAUAAAAUUCUUAGAAAUUUUGAUCGGCAAAUGGUGAAUAUUAUAACGGAUUCCUUAAAAGAAAGAGGUAUUAAAUUUUUAAUGCCUUAUAAACCUCUAAAAGUGGAGCAGCUUGAAACUGGUCGUUUAUUGGUAAAAUAUGAAAAUGUUAAAUUACAUAAAAAGGAAACAGAUACUUUUGACACUGUUAUUUGGGCUACUGGUCGUAAAGGAGAGUUAGAAGAUCUUAAUAUUGAGGCUGUUAAUUUGAAAACAGACGAUAAUUUAUUGGUGGUAAAUGAAGAAGAGUGUACCAAUGUGGAAAACAUAUAUGCAGUGGGUGAUAUUACCAAAGGACGUCCUCAACUAACGCCGGUGGCUGUUAUGGCUGGUCGUCUCUUGGCACAAAGACUCUUUUCGCACUCUAGUCAGAAACUAAAUUACGAAAAUGUGGCCUCUACACUUUUUACUCCUCUAGAAUAUGCUUUUGUUGGCAUGUCCGAAGAAACAGCUAUACAAAAGUUUGGAGAGGAAAAUAUUGAAAUAUAUCACAAUCAUUACAAUCCUUUGGAGUUUUCACUACCCGAGAAGGUUGUUGAAUUCUGUUAUAUUAAAAUAAUUGCCCAACGUGAGGGCCAACAAUUGAUUUUGGGUAUACAUUAUGUGGGUCCAAAUGCUGGUAAUGUUAUGCAAGGUUUCUCUGUGGCUUUUAAUUGUGGUUUAAAUACAGAGAUUUUGUUCAAUACUGUGGGAGUAAAUGUUACUAAUGCUCAGGAAAUAACGAGUACAUAUAUAACAAAACGUUCAGGUUUAGAUCCAACUUCUUAA